UGCUGCAUUAGUGGAGAUCAGAGCUCGGCACUGUUUGCUGGAGGAGUAACCUAGCUAGCUGGCUACCUAUUUUGCUCCUAAAGGGGUGUGGACAAGCUCGCUCCGUCUCUUGCUGGAUCUGAGAAGCUCCUGGCUGGUUUUUGUUUCAUGUUGUUUUCGCAGUGAAUUUGGGACACCACGGUGAAAGGCAGCAGCCAUGUGCUUCCAAUGAGGAGACUGUCUGUCGAAAACAAGCCAGCUAUGCUCCUGAAGAAAGAAAGGGAGUGGAAAAAAUAGGGUUUUGUAGUGUCAUGUGAAGAGGGAGUUUUCGAGAAAGAGAGAGGGAGAGAGCAGAGGAAAUAUGAAACAUGACUGCAUUUACAAGAAUGAGGAGUGAAGUGCCAGUUCCUUGCUGUGGAUUUUACUGGGGAAGCUGGUCAAUUGGAUAAGUGCAUACACACAACACACAGAGACCAGGCAAGAAAAUAAGAUCACACAGAUCUUGUGUGGGCAUUUUAGAAGUCAAGCCUGGGAGAUACUAAAGCACGGUGUUACAGGAAAUCGUGUGCACUUUCUGUAACCAGCAAAGCAAUGCUACAGUGCGGAGAUCAACGGACACUGGGUUUAGUUAUUAGGGUUGUGUCAAGAAAAAGGAAAGUGCUUGUGAGAGAGGAUUGUGUCUGUAGGUGGUAAUUUCACUUGUAAAGAAGCUACACAGCACAGAUUGGAGCAGAUUGAACUGCUGUUUCUUUGAGCUGUUCAGAGAUUGUGCUGGGAGCAAACUGCUGUUUCACGAGAAGGAUUUCUGGGAAUGUCGGAGACCAGUUUGGGGGAGCCGCUGUUUGGGGAGGCCCCUGACAUUCUAGCUAGAGUGAACAAGGAUUCCAAGGCGAGCAAGAAGCGGAGGACGGGCUCCAUCAGCCGAGCCUUCAGCUGGCUGAAAGGGAAGAAGAAGAAAAGAAGCAGCACCAGCAGCACGGGGUCUGGAGGAGGAGGAGGAGGAGGAGGAGGAGGAGAAGGGAGCAAGAAAGGAGGGCACCCCAAGAGCAAAGAGCAGCGGGGAGACUUGGCCAACCAAGCGAUUUCCAAGCCCGAGGAUGACAGUAAGCUGACUGUGCACUACAAGGCAGCCCAGCACUACCAGGAGAAUGUGUUCCACCCGGGCAGCCGGCCGCAGUACCUGGAGGACCUGCACAGCGAGGCCCAGGAGGGGCUCAAGUCCCUGCAGCAGCAAGAAAACCAAAGCGGGAAUGGAUUGGAUCACGGGGACGACCAGAGUGUCAGAUCUUCCAGGACCUUGCAGCCAGAAGAUGAAGGCACGUUCCGAGACAGGGCCAGGUCCGUGGCUUCAGAAAGCACCCAGGCAGACACAAUGUCACUGCGAUCAGAGCUGGUGCGGACAGGCUCAACUUUCAAACCACACAACAACACCAAGAACAGACCAGCGAAAGAGAAGAGAAGCAGAAGAACCACAAUCAUGGGAAUACCUCAACACGUCCAAAAAGAACUGGGGAUCGAGACAGGCAGGGACAGCAAGAGGCACAAAGCGCACAAGAAAGCAGAUGUUGCAGAUCCUGCCCAGCUUGCUAACGGAACAGGUGACGUUGUGGUUGUGCCUACCAUAGACGGAGAUGUCCAGGAGAAACAUCUCAAGGGAGCCAGGGUCCACCUUCAGGCCAUUGAAGCCAUGCACCUGUCAAAGCAAGAGAAAACAGAUCGGAUGCUGAAACAUCACAUCCGGACUGUUUAUAAAGAUGACUCCGUCUUGGAUCAUAGCGUUGCCCCUAGGGUGUCUCCGAUGCAAAGACCCAAGUCGCUGGCUGUCCCGGGAAUGACCACACACAGCUACAACGAACCACAGAGUCCUGUGAUGUCUAUGUCGCCCCAGGCCACCUACUUAUCCAAGAUCAUCCCUAACGCCAUACUGCCUUCUUCUGUGGAGGUCAUCGAGAUCAGCCGGAGCAAGAGCAGGAACAGCGUCCGCACAGUGAGCAAAAGCAGCCUGGUAUCCGCCAGCCCGGGUUCAACCCGCUCCAGCCUUCGCUUUUACAACUUCAACACCAGCGAUCUGUCCUCCUCCUCCAGCUCCAACUUUAGCCACUCCCAGUCUUCGGAGACCAUCGUGUCCAACAGCUCAACCCUCUCCUCUGGAGGGACCAAGACUCCGAAUGGAGAAGAUAACGUGUCGCACGAAGGGAAGGAAGUCCACAGGCUGGCUCCCGAUAAGAUGAGCAUCAACAGCUGGAUGAGCGCUUCUUCGGGAAGGCCCCAGAACGCCAACGGCUUCGUGAUGGUGAAGCAAAGAGGCGAUGGGAGAAGCACGUCUCCCGCACCCAGCACGGGUAGUGCGGUGGAGGGAUCGGACACCAUGAGCAUCCAGAGCGACCUGUCCUUCAACAAGAACUUAUCGGUCACAAAGAUGAAGAGGCCACCAGCUCCUCCAAGGAGAACCUACUCCCUGCACCACAAGAACAAACUGAGGGAUCUACAGGGCAAGGAGGUCACAGAGUCUCAGGAAAACCAGUCCCCACAGAGUCUCCGCGACAGGGAAAGCAGAGAGAAGGUGUUCUCUCCGAACGCACUCAGCGAAACUGGCAGCGUCCACUCGGACAGGCUAGCCUACUCUGCUGACUACAGUUCCCCGGAUGUAUCUCUGUGUUCUGCGGCCACAAGCCCACUGACAGCUGAGCAGAUGGAGGCUAGAGAGGCCAUGCUGAAGGAGCAGCAGGCCUCCAGCGACGUCUUGCCCCAGAAACUUCCCUUCCCGGGGAACAAAUUUGAGAGGACCAUGUCGCCAUCCAGCGGUUACUCCAGCCAAAGUGGCACCCCAACUUUCUCGCCCAAAGGGGUGAUCAGUUGCCCUUCCCCACCAGGAAUGAAGAAAGCCCAGCCGGUGAAGCCAGAGAGGUCCUGUUCUCGCUCUUCUCCGGCUGCGUCCAUCUCGUCUUCACGGACGUCUUUGUCAUCUUCAGUGUUGGAGCCUGUUCAGCACGAGACUAUGCUUGCAGUUUCUCCGCUGGCCCAACCACCUGCUAACCCCCUGCCUACCAAGCUUAAACCUGCCUCGCCAGUACCCCGGGUGAGUGAAUCUGUACCUCCAGCCCCUGCUGCCAUCGCAUACGAUGAGGUGUUUGUCAUACCACCCCCCCCGAAAGUACAUGCACCUUCCCCUCCUCCCCCAGAAACGUGGAUGCUCAAUAAACGCACCUUUGAUUCACUGCGCUCUUCCACUAGUCAGCUCGCUACCUCCAGGGACGUCCAACAGCAGCUGAAGAAAGAUUCUGCCCCAGCACAAAAGGAGGAGACCCCCCCUGUGCUGAAGAUGGUGGAGCCACCAGUGCAGACGGAGACACUGAUAGUCAAAAAGGAGGUGCCACCAGUAUUCAAGAAGGAGUUCAAACCAGUACAGCAUGAAAUUCAACAUAUAGUGAAAAAGGAGGUGCCACCAGUAUUCAAAAAAGAGUAUAAACCAGCAUGCGUGGAUUCUGUGUUUAUAGUCAAAAAAGAGGUCCUGCCAGUAUUCAAGAAGCAGACUCCACCUGUGAUUAAGAAGGAGGUGCCACCAGAACAGACGGAAACUCACCCAAUACUCAAAAAGGAGACACCGCCUGUAGUCAAGAAAGAACCUCCACCAGUACAGAAGAAAGUGUCCCCGCCUCUAGUCAAGGAGGAGACUCUGCCUCUAGUCAAGAAGGAGACUCCCCCUAUUGUCAAGAAACAGACUCCACCAGUCUUCAAGAAGGAAACUUUGCCAAUAGUCAAGAGUGAGACUCCCCCUUUAAUCAAAAAGGAGGUUCCACCAGUGUUUAAGAAAGAAACCAUACCAGUGCAGAAGGAGAUCCCACCAGUGGUGAAAAAGGAGACUCCACAUGUAAUAAAGAGAGAGAUUCAACCUGAAAUCAAAGAGGAUGUUCAUGCAGUUCUCAAGAACGAAACUCCACCAGUGCAGAGGAAAGAUGUGCUGCCAGAACAAAACAUAGUGCUACCAGCAGUGCAGGAUGUGGAGCAGAGACCCGCAGUGCAGGCAGCACCUUCACCACCUCCUUCUCCUCCACCCUCCUACCUCCCUCCUCCUCCACCCACCAAGAAGACCCCUUCAGAGUCUUCAGCUUCUUCUCCUCCACCCCUUCCGGAUCCAGAAGUCUGCCAGGUUUUGCUGGCAGCAGAACCAUUGUGGCCUCCUCCACCUCCUUCUCUGGAGGAGCCUGUGGUGGUCUUCUUCACUUCCCAGGAAGAGUCUGACUUUUCCUUCCCACCACCGCCGCCACCUGUGGAUCACGUCUCCCAGACAUCAGUGGAAACUUCGUCAACGGUGGAGCUACCAGUGAAACCGGCAGGUUCAGAAGUGAUCCCGACACCACCUCCGGAGACCUCAUCUGAAUCCACAACCGUUUCAGUGACUGUAGUAGAGUCUUCUGAAACAACGAACCCAACAUCGGAACUACAAAGAGCUCAAGAGAUUCCAGCUGCUCCUCCUUUGCCGACGUCCAACGACAAACCCAAAGAGCCUGUAGCGUCGUCUUCCCCCUCAGUACUAAUCGUGCAGGUUCCGACAUCUGGGAGUCCAUCUGUGUCCAUCACUGCACAACCCACUCCGCAAAAGCCACCGGAAGCUCCCUGCCCUCCUCCUGCACCACCCCUUGUGAACAUCAAAAGGCAACAGAGCCCGAUAAACCAGGAGGUUAAGGCUAAAGAGCCACUCUCCCAAACCAAAAGCACACCUGCCCCCAAAGAGGAAGCCAGCAUUCCCUUGGUCACACCUUCUCUCCUCCAGAUGGUACGGCUCAGAUCCGUGAACGUUGGCAGCUACCAGCCGGAUGAACCGCCCAAGAGUCCAGUUGAGGAAAAUAUGACAAGUCCGGUGAACGGAACCACCCCGAGUCAGACCGUGCCGCAGAAACCUGUCCGCAAAUCCCUGUCAUUCAAAUCUCCACCAGCAACAUCUUCACCUUCGCCUUCCAUGAAUCUUCAGGAGGCCAUCCGCAUGAAGACUGCGGCCAUGUCCUCCAAGGACAGGCCCCCGCACAUCCUGUUGAGACCAAAUCUACAUGCAUCCUUCGCUCCCACGUCCCCUCCUAGCAGUGAUGCGCACGGGCAGACUUCUCUCAGGACUCCAGAAGAGGGCGGCGUGCUUAAAUCUCCAGCUUCCACUGCCAGCUUCAUCUUCUCCAGGAGCUCUAAGAAAGUUGUCUUUGAAACCCCCGCAUCCCCGGAGGCUCAGACGGAUCUCAAGAGGGACCUGGUGGCCGAGCUGAUGUCCACGUCUCGGAAGAAAACAGGCAAGGUUCCACCGCCCGUAGCCAAAAAGCCAACACACAUCCCAAGCAGCCCGUUGCCACAGGGAGCACCGCUGAGUCCUCUGAUGAAGAUGGCAGGCCCCUCGAAGGAGCACCAUGCUUCUUCCCCCACGCAAGGGGGGCAGGGAGGGGCUGAGAGUAGCGUGGCGGCAGACUCCGCACCUGCUCCAACGAGGCCAGCAGGGACUGUGCAACUGGCGGGCCAGCAAGCACAACCAAAGGAGGGCAUUGCAUUAAAAAGCAUUCAUGAAGCUGGAGACACAGAGGCAGUAACUUCAUGAAAGACAAAUCCAGCUUUUGUUAUUGGACUGGUUAAUCGUAAAUCAUAAUAUUCUCUCAGGAACCUGGGCAGGUCAAAGUUCGAGAGAGAGAGAGAGAGAGAGAGAGAGAGAGAGAGAGAGAGAGAGAGAGAGAUUUGCAGCUACUCAAAGGGAGAAGAACACUCUUAAACUAUUGUAAGCCUUAGCCCCUUAAUGGCCUUGAUAUUUAUGCAAAAAAAUGGUGUUGGUCUUUAAUUUCUAUAAUGUAAUAGCUUUAUUUUUGAUUUUUUUUAAAUCUUAUUAAGACUUUGCGCUUUGCAAAUCCACAAAGCUUUAAACAAGGUCACUUUGGAAGAUGGACGUCUUGUUUAGAAGAUUUAGACUCACGCUUGACUGGAGAGGAAAUUGCACCACCUGUUGGUCUAGAUGGGUAGAAACCAGCACUCAGAAAAUAGAGAAAGCUCUGUUGUCUUGCCUGCCAUAGUUAAGAGUCUUUAAUUGAAAAAGUCUGAGUGGUCGACCAACGCUUUCACGUGCAUAAUAUAGUGAAGCUUUAUUUUUAUAAAACAGUGAAAAUAUGCACUAUUCCUUUUUGGGGGGUGUAGUUGAAUAUUUUAUAUAUAUAUAUAUAUAUAUAUAUAUAUAUAUAUAUAUAUAUAUAUAUAUAUAUAUAUAUAUAUAUAUAUAUAUAUAUAUAUAUAUAAAAACCAAAUUCCAGAUUAAGAAUGCCAAUAAAAUGUCAAUUUAAUACAUUUCUUACGGACCUCGUGCAAAAUAAUUCCUAACAAAUAUGCAAAUAACCUUAUAAAAAAGCACUGACUUAUAGAUUUUUUUUCUUUUUCUAGUGCACAUUGAAAACUGAAAUUGAAGCCGUUGCUUUUCUAUCUUUCUUUCUUUGUGUUUGCGGUGGAACAGUAUGCUGCACUCGACCAAAAGGGAUAUUGCAUCUUUGAAGCAAUCUGCAAUUGCAUCUCAGAGCUUAGAAAACUGUCGAUCAAUAAAGUGCUUUGUAAGGUUGCUCAAGACGCCUGCUGUGGUACGGAUGCACAGUAUAAGGAUUGGCACACUGGCGUUUUAACGCCUUCAAUAAACCUACAAAAGCAAAGCAGCUGUUUCCGAGUUAAGUACCAAGGCAGAACUACAAGGGAUACAUACACUCUUCCCAGAUCUGUGGUCAUUCCUGUAUUUUAAUGGAAUUCCCUACACGUUUAAUGGGAUUAUCUGGGGGGGUUGUUGUUGUUUUUUGUUUUAUUUAUAUCCCGAAACACCUGACCAUCCAGCCCGACUAGCUACCUGUUGUGGCUCACAGCGUCCGGCAGACUUGUGUAAUUGUACAGGGUAGUGUUUGGCUAUGCUGGUCCCACUAAAACACAGGUUUAGCUGAAGUAUCUCUGCCUUGGACUUUUCUGUUCUAAUAACGCUGUGUGCUAAAAAACAGGCUUUAUUAUUACCGGUACUCGAAGAGGAGAGACAUUGAAAUCACACCAGAGAUCAAUCUAAAACCUCUUCCAUCUUUCUUCAAAACACAGCUAGAGUACCAGAGAGUUUGUGUAUCAUCCCCUUCCUCUCCAAGAUAGUGUCAUUUCUCAAUUCCAAGACUCUUCCAUUGUUACAGGGUUGGGGUACAAGGAGCUGAGGCAAGUCCCUGGGUGAGUUUCGUGGUUACUGAGGGUGGGUGAGACGAUGACAUGGAAUUAAUGGAAUCAUUCUAUUGUAUCCAGAAUGCUGCACUUCACAAAAUGCUCAACACCAAUUAUCUGUAAGACUGAACUUCAAAAAUGCAAUACUGUUGAAUCAUUUUUUUUUUUUCUUUUUUAAUUUAAGAUAUCUGUCCUGAAUUAGUAUUUGUUUUUCAGUAGAAGACACUCAAACUAUUUGAUUAGGUAUCCCAGGCAGUCUUUCUGUAUACUUACUGAAGUUAAAUUCUCAAGAUAUGACGAAAAGAUGUCCAGGGAAACCAAGUUAAGGUGGGAUCUGUCUGCAAAAGACAGCCUGAGUGGCAUUACAUUUGUGUUUAUAAAAGUCUUCAGUUAUAGCUCAAAGCUGUACUUGUUAAAAGUCAUUCUGUCAUAUCUAUACCAAGCACUUCACGUUUUCCAAGGUCACAUUACUGGCAAAGUAUUACUGGUGCAGUACAGGCUCAGGGCAGUUAGGAGCUAAUCUUUAAGGUUUUCUAUUAAGUUUGGCUUUUUUUUUUUUUUUUUUUUUAAGAUCUGUUUAAGAAUAAGCAAUAUUGUUGUCAGUUUUGCACAGCUUCCCAAACCCCUGGUAAAUACACUGUACUGUUGUCAUCCAUACUCCAGAUUCCUAACUGGGAUUGUGGCCGCUAAGAUCAAACUAACACUGGAGCUAAACUGUAAGCAAUUUGGUUUCUGUAUUGGUAGCAGCUUGCUGGUUUAGACGAAUCCUCCUAGCAAAUUAAGCUUAUGCUUUACCUCUAGUGAUCUCGACAGGCUUACCUGGAGUUAAGGGUUUGCACGCUCCAGCAAUGCGUCUCUAUCCCCUGGAUUACAUCUGAAUUAUGGCAUCGCUGUCCUUACAGCAACUUUUAAAAAGUACCAAAAAACAAUGAUGAUUUUGGGGUAUUGUAUAAAGCAGUUGCACACAGUCACCACGGUAUCUGGCUACAAGGAUAGCUGCACUGUAUUUAAAAUGUAUUCCUAGGGUCUACGUAUAGAGAACGUGAAAUGGGAUUUCCUGAGGGCUGCUUGCGUGCACAAAGAAGUGAUGCAUUAAACCAGGUGCUGCUGCUUGAUAGGGGCAAUAGCUGUGAGACUAAAUGCAAAUUACUUUGAAAUUCAUUCCACACCAAUUUUCAUAUGAAAGUUGUAUUUGCCCUGAACUGGCUCUGAGUGUGAGGAGUCAUUGUAUGAUAUAAGCUUACAGCGGUACGUGGCAAAAAUAAAUAAAUAAAAUAAAAUUUAAAAAGUAGUGCUGAGUUAAAGAUACUUCUAUGGGGAACAGGGUUACUGCCUCUUUUGUGUAUAAAUCUAGAUUCUAUACAGAGCAUACUUUCUCUAUAUUAAGUAUUCAUUUCAGGCGUAGUUCUGCUUCGUGUGUAAUAUAUUCUGUAUAGGUCUUUCCAGUGACACGGAAAGCAGCACAUUGAUUUACGGUGACUGACUUCUUUUUGUUUUUUGUAAAUGGGGACGGUUCAGUUUUCCAACUUGCUUAAAACUGUAACACCUUCUGCCUUGAAAAGCCAAAUUAAUGUACAGUUCCUAUGUCUUUGUUUAAAAAGUUUAAAUAAAAGCGCCUUAGACCUCUUGAAA
This is a messenger RNA of Polyodon spathula (Mississippi paddlefish), 8808 nucleotides long. It is a transcript of the gene nhsl3, whose product is annotated as KIAA1522 ortholog. The record is from RefSeq and is a predicted model, not a curated record. Lineage: Eukaryota; Metazoa; Chordata; Actinopteri; Acipenseriformes; Polyodontidae. Bases 791 to 5557 code for a protein of 1588 amino acids. Gene Ontology annotation, biological process: cell differentiation. The transcript is spliced from 8 exons.